CCUCUCUGACCCCUCCAGUUUUUACUACAACCUUCUCACUCAGCUCAUUCUCUCCAUCAGUUUUCACCGUAGCAUCUCCCUCUCAACCAUGGCGGGUCAACAGGGCGAGACGAAAGAUGAGAUGGUGGUGAGCUUGAAGACCAUCAGGAAGACCCACGUCAAGCCCAGGAAGAAGCUCGGGAGGAGCGAGUGCCAGCUGGUCACGUUCGAUCUCCCCUACCUGGCGUUUUAUUACAACCAGAAGCUGCUGUUCUACAAGGGGGGCGACUUCGAGGGCAUGGUGGCGAAGCUCAAGGACGGACUGGAGCUGGUGCUCGAGGAGUUUUACCAGCUCGCCGGCAAGCUCGGGAAGGACGAGGAAGGGGUGUUCAGGGUAGAGUACGACGACGACAGCGCGGACGGUGUCGAGGUGGUGGAGGCGGUGGCGGAGGCGGUCGCGGUGGAGGACCUGGCGGCCGAGGAGGGCACCAGCAUCUUCAAGGACUUGAUUCCUUGCAAUGCCAUCCUCAACUUGGAGGGGCUUCAGAGGCCUUUGCUGGCCAUUCAGUUGACCAAGCUGAAGGACGGGCUAGCCAUUGGGUGCGCGUUCAACCACGCCAUCCUCGACGGGACCUCCACGUGGCACUUCAUGAGCUCGUGGGCCCAGCUCUGCAGCGGCUCGCCCGCCGUCUCGGCCCCGCCCUUCCUCGACCGCACCAAGUCCCGCAGCACCCGUGUCAAGCUCGACCUCUCCCUCCCGCCCGAUCCCUCCUCCCAGUCGUCCAACGGCGACCACGCCCAGCCCUCCCCGCCGGCCCCCCUGCUCCGCGAGAAGGUCUUCCGCUUCUCCGAAUCGUCCAUCGACAAGAUCAAGUCGGCGAUCAACGCCAGCGCGCCGUCGGACGGCUCGAUGCCUUUCUCCACUUUCCAGGCAUUGUCCGUCCACAUCUGGCGCCACGUCACCAAGGCGCGCGAGUUGAAGCCCGAGGACGUGACCAUCUUCACCGUGUUCGCCGACUGCCGGAAGCGGGUCGACCCACCCAUGCCGGAGACCUACUUCGGAAACCUCAUCCAGGCCAUCUUCACCGGCACCGCGGCGGGGCUCCUGAUGGCGAACCCGCCGGAGUUCGGGGCGGGGAUCAUACAGAAGGCCAUCCUCGCGCACGACGCCAAGGCCAUCGAGGGGCGGAACAUGCAGUGGGAGAGCCAGCCCAAGAUAUUCCAGUUCAAGGACGCGGGGGUGAACUGCGUGGCAGUCGGGAGCUCGCCAAGGUUCAAGGUGUACGGUGUGGACUUCGGGUGGGGGAGACCCGAGGGGGUGCGGAGCGGGUCGAACAACCGGUUCGACGGGAUGGUGUACUUGUACCAGGGGAAGGGUGGCGGGAGGAGCAUUGAUGUGGAGAUCACUCUUGAGGCUGGGGCCAUGGAAAAGUUGGAGAUGGACAAGGAGUUUCUCGAGCCUUAUGUCGCUUACUAAAAACAAAGAAGGAAAACUUCAGUGCUUAAGUAGCUAAUCUCAAUAAACUAUCUUCAGGGGACCCAAAAUUCGUACAAUUCGAGGAUCGGGUGUGCAUCGGGCACUUGGAAAAUAUCAUUGGACUACGCGGGGAAUCAGUUUACCGCGAAUCUGACGAUGUUUACAUGUGUCUGAUGCGCUCCGAUUUUAGGACAUGAUGAAUUUUGAUCCCCCUCCCGGAUUUUAGCUAUUUGAACACCGGAGUUCCUCCUAAACUAUGACGAUUUUAAGUUGCAGCUUGGACUUGGGUUUAAGAUUGAUCCUCAGGGAUUGAUUUUGAGUUUUUCUUUGCUUGUUUUUAGCAACUAGUGGCUCUAUGAUGCAUUAUAUGUUGUCUAUAUCGGGUCUGUAAGUUCGUGUGAUGUGUCGUUAAGUCUGUGUUAGAUUUGAGAUUAUUAUUGAUUUCUGAGUGUUGUGAA
Rhodamnia argentea is the source of this 1914-nucleotide messenger RNA. Its product is annotated as BAHD acyltransferase DCR. The transcript is spliced from 2 exons. NCBI's taxonomy places the organism in Eukaryota, Viridiplantae, Streptophyta, Magnoliopsida, Myrtales, Myrtaceae. The record is from RefSeq and is a predicted model, not a curated record. Bases 89 to 1456 code for a protein of 455 amino acids.